Messenger RNA from Nasonia vitripennis (jewel wasp), 2830 nucleotides. RefSeq lists its product as uncharacterized. The record is from RefSeq and is a predicted model, not a curated record. The coding region runs from base 1573 to 2043 and encodes 156 amino acids. Gene Ontology annotation, molecular function: DNA binding. NCBI's taxonomy places the organism in Eukaryota, Metazoa, Arthropoda, Insecta, Hymenoptera, Pteromalidae. The transcript is spliced from 4 exons.
AAAUAAAUUUGUAUAGUCCUGUAAAUAACUACCGGUAUGUUACUGAGACUGAGCUCUCCCUCUCUCUCUCUCUCUCUCUCUCUCUCUCUCACCGCUCUCUCUCCCUCUCUCUCUCUCUCUCUCUUUCCCACUCUCUCUCUCACCGCUCUCUCUCCCUCUCUCUCUCUCUCUCUCUCUCUCUCUCUUUCCCACUCUCUCUCUCUCUCUCUCUCUCUCUCUUUCUCUCUCUCGCUCACUCUGCACACUCGGUUAACUCAGUUCUCUCUCACCGCGUCACCGGUAGAGUCGGUCCCUUAUAGCCUUUCUGCUGCUCAGAGAUUCGACGUCUUGGCUGCAUUUUUGCGGGAGAAUAAGUGCGUGUUACAUCUUUAUCAAGCGAUAGAUUAAAUUGUUGUGUAUUGUAAGAGUUGAGAGGACAGGAAACAUCAAUAGCAUUUAUUUUGUGCAAAUAAGAUAACGGCGGUGCUUAUUAUAGCCCUUAAUGGUUAUUAUCGCGCUGUGCUUCGAUUAAACAGUACGUGAAUUAGUUGAGCACAAGAAACAUCAAAAGCAUUUCUUUUAUGUAAAUAAGGAAAAUAUCCAGCCCAGCACGUUUCCUAGAAUCGGCGUAGACGUUGUUUUCGUGAGAAAGAAGGGGAGCGGUAGAGGUCAGUGUGGUAAGGCGAUUCGCGCCGCGACCGGCGCUGCAACGCCACAUUCUCCCUCUCUCGCUCGCUCCUUGAUCACUUGUUCACUUAAAUCGUACAGUGGAUCUUUGGCAUCAUACAUAGUAUUUAUGCAUAACAAUGCUUCUGAAAGGUGGCUUCAGUAUAGAAUCCUUCUUAAGGUAGUUCUACCGGUAGGUAGCUAGUCAAAACAAAGUCGACUUUUUAUUUCUUAAAUUUGUGGGAUAUAAUUAAUAAUAGAGAUUGCAUAAGUCAAGAUACAACAAAUAAUGAUUUUACAUUCACAUUAGGCGAUUCUACUUAUCAUAAUUAUAAAUAAAAAGUUUCAGACAGAAGCUGAUUUGACUUAUUUUUUUGAGGUUAAGUGUACAUUUUUGAACUUUUAUUUGUUUAUCGCUACGCUUACAGGCUCCAAACCAUUUUUUACAACUACUCAAAUUAUUCUUUAGUUGUUUAACUAACGUUCUACAAAAUUUGAGUUAAUUCUGAACCGUCACUUUUAUACAAAUAGGACUUAAAGCAAAAUGUACGGAUUUGUGCAACUUUAAAUGAUUAUAACUUUUUUUAAGGCUCCAAAUCUUUACCAAAAUUUAACCACGUGUUUUUUAUAGUAAAAUCUACCUGCACACCAAAUUUCAUCAAAUUCUGAACCGUGGAUCUUUUACCGGUAGAACUCCCUUAAAAGAAUUGAUUGCUUCAUCUUGUACGACCUUUAUUCGUCGUCUGAUUACUCGGUUAAAAGAAAGCACCUUUGAAUUUGCAUUUUGUUUUAAAAGAAUAAGUUAAGCUACAAUUCUCUUUUUUAAUAUUUGUAAUAAUUGCAUUUUUAAGAUGAUUCCUGAUUAUAUUUCAGUCUAUACUAAUAUAUAGAAUCCUCCAAGUUCUACUCGCUUCUUGCCUUUACUGCAUGUGUAAUAUAACAUAUAGAACUUGUCUGUUCGAUAACGCGCGCUGUCACGUAUUGUAUAAAAUAAUAAUUUCAAAAGCAUCUAGAAAAAUAAAUCCAUUUUCUGCUCGUUCACUAGGAGAUGUAGCUCUUGGAUUCGUUAAUGAGAAGAAUGAGAUUCAUUGUGGUAAUAAUUAUUAUAUGGACAAAGUUAAAUAUGACGAAGAAGUCAAUAAAGCCUGCGCAGCUAAACCUAAAGAUCAGUAUUGCAAAUUUGUUAAAAAUGUCACCAGCACUAUCGUGGGUUUAGAAGCACUAAAGAAUUGUAGCGUAACAGGACGUAAAUGUAACAGAUUACCGAAUACUACACCAAAACAAAAAAUUGAUCCUGACAAAUUAUCUACAGUUUAUGGAAUAUUUGAAUACUUUUUAACAAAUGUUAAAAAGGUUGAUCCUAUUGAAAUUGAAAUAGCGCAAACCAAAGUGGGAUAAUACAUCGCGUCGAAAUAUGCUGAUUUGAAUAGAAAACGUAGAACUACAAAGGAAAAUAAAAAUACUAAAAGAACCCAAGAAGCAGGCGAGGGUAGUGAAAUAAGUGAACAUUCUGAGGAUGAGAACCCUCAAAACAAAGACCUUAUGGAUGAAGAUGUUGGAAAUUCCGAUGAAAGUUCUGAGGAGGAUGAUGAUAAAUCAGAAAAGCAUACUGAUAACGAGGAUGAAGAAGAUGCAGAAGCUAAAAAUUCUGAGGAUGAGGAUGAAUCAGAAGAUAACGAUGAGAACAAUGAUGGCAAUGAUGGCAGUGAAAAAUCACAGGAGGAAUAAUACUUUUUAAUACAAAGAUUUUAAUUAUAACUCUUGUUCAGUUUGUGAAAAUAUAAGAUAUGUUAAGGUUAAUGUAAAAUACAAACGAUACAUAUUACUGUAUUAUAUGUAACUAUACAUAUGAAGAUAUGUAAAUUAUAUUACAAUAUAUAAAAUGUCUUUAAAACCUGGAAAAAGUCACAAAGUACGUUCUGCUGCGUCGAAAUCCCAGUGAUUUUCGACGUUGCUACCACAAACCGUUCGUUUAUUCUAUUUCUCGCUGUAUGUAUAGCAACUAUUUUGCGUUGACAACGUCAAAAAUCAAUAGACAUUUCGACUUUCAGGAAACAAAAAAUCCUACAAAAUUAAAUGUAGCUUCUAUCACGAAAUGUGCAAAACGUAUCAUUACGUUUUUAUAGUAUUGCCAGUUAAAAAUCUAUAAAAACUGAAAAUGCAAUAAAAUUGUGAAAAACCUUGA